Molecule: messenger RNA, 1748 nt
Organism: Coregonus sp. 'balchen'
Lineage: Eukaryota; Metazoa; Chordata; Actinopteri; Salmoniformes; Salmonidae
Source: the annotation of a GenBank genome assembly
AUGUCUUUCCGAGGAGGUGGUGGAAGAGGGGGCCGUGGUGGUGGAUUCAACCGUGGUGGAGGGGGAAGAGGAGGAUACGGUGGUGGUAGUGGUGGUGGAGGAGGAUAUGGGGGUCGAGGUGGCGGCGGCGGUUUCCGAGGUGGUGGACGAGGAGGACGAGGAGGCUUCCAGGACUAUGGCCCUCCAGAAUAUGUUGUUGGUAAGAUGAAUGAGUUGGCAACGUGAUGAUGCACCCAUAUUGAUUAAACACUUUCUAGUGAUGCAGAGGACAUUAUUGAUGCUUGGCAUCCUGAAUUUACACCAGUUGUCUACGAAUAUCCAUGUUGUUUGCCAGGCGUUGCAACCUCUGUUGUCGUAGGUUUACUUGCAUGUGAUGAUCCAUGUUUUUUUCUGUGCUGACCAUAUGUCCUUGCUCUUUCCUCCUCAGCACUAGGCGAGUUCAUGCACCCCUGUGAGGAUGAAAUUGUGUGCAAGUGUGUAACGGAGGAAAACAAAGUUCCCUACUUCAACGCACCCGUGUACUUGGAAAACAAGGAGCAGAUCGGGAAGGUGGAUGAAAUCUUCGGUCAACUCCGUGACUUUGUAUCCUUUCAAUGUUUCGUUGUCUAACCUGUAUCAGAUUUGAAGUUCAGUGUGGCUCAGUUGGUAGAGCAUGGCGCUUGCAACGCCAGGGUUGUGGGUUUGAUUCCCACGGGGGACCAGUAUGAAAAUAUAUGAACUCACUACUGUAAGUCGCUCUGGAUAAGAGCGUCUGCUAAAUGACAAAAAUGUAAAAUGAAGUGGUUGGUUUAUCUCAUAAUUACAUUCUUCAUGGUGAUACAAAAUACCACUCAAUGUAAAAGUUGCAUGCUAGGAUUAUUUUAAACUGGUUAACACUGAGUUUCAUGUCAUUUGUGACACUGGUUUGCCCCUUAACCUAAAGCUACAGUAUUUCUCUGUCAAACUCUCUGAUAAUAUGAAGGCAUCCUCAUUCAAAAAACUACAGAAGGUAAGCUUUAUCAGUUUGUUACAUGUAGCAGAGCUUGACAUUAGUUGCUUAAGUACUUUUUAUGGUCUAUGCGACCCAAUCCGGCAUCAGUGGGGUUAUCUGAGAAUGGCAGUGCAUUCAUGCUUCUUGCGCUUUUCAGAGCGGAAAUGACAAACACCUCCCUCAACUCUCCUGUCAACCAAUCAUCGUCUGUGAAUCAAACGCAGAGAAUUGGGCAAGGAGCUCCAUGCUGCCCCUCCACACAGCCAACGUGUACUUCCGUUUUCGCCACAAUAGCAUCAUAAUCGCCUUGCGGAACCUUUGUGCCGUGGACACUGGAUUGACCAUAAAUCUGCUUUAGUUGUUGCAUAAAAAUGUCUGACAUGUAUUGUGUAACACAUAUUCUGGUCCACAGUUCUACGUAGACCCAAUGAAACUCCUACCACUACAGAGGUUCCUUCCCAGACCCCCGGGUGAGAAGGGUCCCCCAAGGGGAGGCAGAGGAGGUAGAGGUGGAAGAGGAGGUCCCCGCGGAGGUAAGAGCGAAAUGUCAACCGCUCACCCCCACAGCCCCAUGGGUGUUUAUUCUCUUGUGAAUAAAAGUUGAGGAAUGUUAUUCCAUUGAUAUUCAAACAAAAUGAAUUUGUCCUCUUUCCAGGUGGAUUCCGUGGUGGCAGGGGUGGUGGUGACCGUGGCGGAUUUGGCAGAGGCGGUUUCGGUGGUGGGCGGGGAGGAGGAGGAUUCAGAGGAAGAGGAGGCGGCGGCGGACGAGGAUUCAGAG